This is a messenger RNA of Leucoraja erinaceus (little skate), 1189 nucleotides long. RefSeq lists its product as uncharacterized. The transcript is spliced from 7 exons. NCBI's taxonomy places the organism in Eukaryota, Metazoa, Chordata, Chondrichthyes, Rajiformes, Rajidae. Gene Ontology annotation, molecular function: DNA binding. The record is from RefSeq and is a predicted model, not a curated record. The coding region runs from base 328 to 996 and encodes 222 amino acids.
UUGAGGGAACCGGCUGUGUUUGGGGGAGGCGCAACGUCGGAUCCAUGUUACACCAACACGCAUGCAAGAACAGCACUUGAUCAUGAAUUUUCAGUUCCUGUUUGGCCCCGACUGCAGAGAUGCAGGUACGCGAAGAUAUGAGGUGCUCCUGCUCGGCCCCUGUACAAUUGUUGUCAUCUGGCGGUUGUGGAAGAUGAACCAGUCUUGUAGUGGCGUGGAUUUACAUAAAGUUUAUUAGUGUCACAGACGUCGGACUGACUGCAAAACUGCCACAUUGAAAUCUCACGUUUGGUCUUCCCCGCUUAGGAAAGUGUGUCUAACACUGGCAUGCCUCAGUUAACUGCAGCUGCUGCUUUGCAGAUUGGUUUAUUAAUAUCUGCACUUCCUGCUCAGUAUAUUUUAACCCGCUGGUUUGGCAGUGACUCUACACAGCGCAUCCAGGCAUCGAGAAGGUUAAUCAAUAAUUGGAAUCAAUUCAGAAAAUCUUACUUAACUUUGCAAGCUUGGAAGGACUGGUUAAAAGAAUGGAGUUUGAAGGGGAGAUCUGUUCAAAACGAAGACCCUCUUGGCGAGUCCCCAGCUGUUGAAGUCUUGUUAUUAAAAGAAAAGGAUGGAUACUUUGCAGGCUCAUUGGAGCCUCGGUCUCCAAGGUCGCCCCCUGUCAAAUACAGAGUGGGGCAGGUCUUCAGACACAAGCAUGAAGGAUACCUCGGUGUGAUAAUCGGAUGGGAUGAAUACGCCAAUGCCCCAGAUGAGUGGCUUCAUGAAAGAUAUCAUGCAGACUUCCAGAAUUUGAGAUACACUCCUCAUUAUAAGGUUCUUGUUCACACAAAUGAUGGAACAAGCUCAACAUCAGCCUAUAUUCCAGAAGAGGAUAUUGUCAUAUUGACAAGUAUACAGGUGUACCAUCCCAUGUUGAAUUCUUUCUUCAGCUCAUUCGAUGGAGACCGAUACGUGAUGAUGCCAUGGCUGAAACAAGUCUACCCACACGACUGAAUGGAGGUCAACUUCCAAUGGUGCAGGGAAAGCAAUUCACCAAAGGAGAAUUAAUGAGAAGCUUUUACGCUCAUUAAGCUCUUGAAUUAGUGAUGUACUUAAAAUAGAAGGGCAUCUAUUGAAUGUUUUUUAAACUGUUACCAUAACAGGUAUUUUCAUUUGGAAGGUCAAAUAAAUGCAAUUUGAUUCAGUC